Molecule: messenger RNA, 201 nt
Organism: Nezara viridula (southern green stink bug)
Lineage: Eukaryota; Metazoa; Arthropoda; Insecta; Hemiptera; Pentatomidae
Source: the annotation of a GenBank genome assembly
UUAAUACACUUUCCAUUUGAUAUAAACAAUGGUGAAAUUAUUAAGGAACAAUCUAUUGUGUGUAUCCAAAAAUGUAUGUACUAGAGAGAACCAUGAAAUUAAGUGGAUAUAAAAAAUAACGAGAAAAAGUGACGUAACCUUAAGGUGUUCUAACCUUGCAGUAGUACAUCUGAUAAGAAUCUUUUCCUGUUUCCUUUCCAU